This is a messenger RNA of Stylophora pistillata, 2665 nucleotides long. RefSeq lists its product as uncharacterized. Lineage: Eukaryota; Metazoa; Cnidaria; Anthozoa; Scleractinia; Pocilloporidae. The record is from RefSeq and is a predicted model, not a curated record.
UCCGGUGCGACAUUCAAAAGAACAACUUUCAUUUUCCCAAAGAUCAAGCUAAGGGAUACUCAGAUGAAGACCAUGAGGGUCCUCGUUGUGUGUGCAGUUGUGAUGAGCUUCUAUUUCACAGAUGCGAUGCCUUUCAACGACUGCCGCGAUCAUUACGAGCUUUGUGGAAAAUGGGCGAAACAUCAGUAUUGUGAAAUGACUGACUACAAGGACUACAUGACUCUAGUGUGUCCGUACUCUUGCGGUCAAUGUGAUGACAUUUUUGAUGAUUUGGGUGCAUCAGGAAAGGGCGCUUCCGGUAGUGCUGGCAGGCAAAAAGUGAUACCGGAAGUUGUUGCAGACUUUGAGGACUUUAAACGAUUAGGUGGCAGCACUGCAAAAUCCAAUAAAGAAUCAGAAAACAUUGAUGAUAGCUCCUUUCAAAGCCUGUCAGGGUCUGGAGAAAGUCAGAUAGAGCCUCUUUUUCGAGAGUCAAACAGCAGAGAAACAGAAAAUCAAUCUCAUGGGGACACCGCACAGCAGAACGAGUCAGAUGAUCAACAGGAGUCUAAUUCCGGUUCCGGUGCUGAUUCUACUGGUGCUAAUUUUUGGCCUGUUGUUAGAACUGAACCUGACGCAGACGCGAGAGGAAGCGACAGAGAGCCCCACUUGAUCAGGAGAUCUGAAGUACCUUCGCUUGACUUGUAUAAAAGAGCUUCUAACGAAGAUAGCAGCGCCACGAAUAGCGAAUUAACGUCAGGAGAGCAGUUGACUCAAAGGAGCGAUGCUCCCACCGCUAGUGGAUCCGGUGAGGAUCUCACUUCCGGAGAAGACGACGCACCCUUCGAUACUUCCUCUGCUGAUUCAGAGUCUGAUUCUGGUUGUUCUUCCGGUUAUGGGUGUUACUCAUCUGAGGGUGCGCAGGGAGGGGACGGUGGGGGAAUCAAUUCGCGUUCGGUGAUCUCUCAAGCGGAAGAAAGAGCUGCUGCUUCUGGCAGCGCUUCCGGUGAUUUCGCGCCUAUCAAGAAUGCUUGGGUGCAGUCUCAUCUUGAUGCAGCUGCCGGUCCUUAUGAUGACGAAGCAUCUGGGUCUACUUUUGAAGGUUCCGGUUCUGAAAGCAAUACCCGUCUUGAGAUCGCCCUCCCUGAAAAUGGUUCGGGGUUUGGUAAGGAAGGCGCACAGCCAGAGACAGAUUUACACGAGAUCGAGGACGCCAUUUUUGAGAGUGGCAUACCUCUGGACUUAACACGUGACACCAGUUCCGGUUCCGGUUCCGGUUCCGGUUCUGUUAUACCCAGUCCUCCUCCAAUUGAAAGUUUCCAUGGCAGUGAGACUUCCGCUUCGGGGUCUGGUGCAGCUGAAAAGGCCGAGAGUAUGCAGCUGUUUGUGGCGCCUCAACUCCACAAGAGAAUCAGUCUUAUGGAGAAGAUGAUGAAGCUUGGGAAACUUCAGGCCAUCAAAAUAACACAUCACACUGUGGGAGCGUCCAGUCGGAAUGAAGUACCACGUGUGGACUACGCGGACGAUGAUUCACAAAUGCUAUCGGAUUUAGGAAAAGGAAGGAAAGUGUCGUUUGUUUUGAAUCAAGAUUUCCAUAGUGGGUAUGCGAAUGAAAAUUCAGCGGCUUACAACAUUCUCGCAAACAGCGUGAAACAAGAGGUGGAAAACGCUCUAGGAAGUAAAGCAGCAGUCUCCGAAAUUGCAUUCUCAGAGGUUCGUGAGCCAAUAGCGCACUCACCUAGAUUCUCCAAGGUAAUGGUCUCUUUCAAACUUCUCGGUGAUGUUUCCAAACUGGAGAAAAAGGUCAAACAAGGAAUGAUCAAUGGUCUAGUUGUGGACAAGACGUUUUUCCAUGAUGCGCCUUGAACAUCAAGCAAGGAUUCGUGGAAACUUUUAUAGUUUUUAAGGACAAAAAAAAAACAUGGACUACAAAAGGCGUUUUAAAAAUAUUUCGACGAAGACCAGCUAGUUCCCAGGCCCUUCUCCCCUCCCACCUCUUUCUCUAAGAAGUGAGGUGAUCCAAAAACUUAGAGAAAUAAUGUUUUCAUCUUGAAAAAUUUUUAUUCUCAAUCUAUCAAGCCCGUUUUGACCUAUAUGCUUUAGUUUUCUUCAUCUUAGGCAACCCUAAUUUCUUUACCACGGCUUAUUUUGUUGUUUAUUGUGCGUAUUUUUAACUUACCAAACUAUCUCGACGAUUCCAUAAAAGAAAGUUGAAAUAAAAAUAAUGACCCUGAUUACUUGAAAGGAGAUAGGAUCAUUUUUGCUAUUGAAGCUAGCAUUUCCUCGACCUAACCUUAACACUCCUGGACUGACAUAUUCCAAAUGAUUCAAUGCUAUUGAACUGAUCCAAUCUUCUGGCUGACUUGGACGUUUUCGAAAAAAACCUGCCAAUUUAAAGAUCGAUUUUUAUAUUUAGAAGUGGAACAAAGGAUAUUUAUUUCCUUGUGGGGUUAUAAGGUAAACCAAAAGACUGGUAUUUAUAUAUUUACAAAAAACCUUAGGGGGGAAAAGGGUAUGUAAGGCGUUUUAGGUAACUUUUUAUAACUACAAGUACUAUUGUUAAUUUAUUAAAUGUAAAUCCAGAAUUUUCUGAGGUUCGACAUCAAAAUGAGUUGAGGAAAUAAAAGUUAUUGUGCUAUUCUCGGGCUGCGUGUAUGUUAUGAUGUUCAUGUGUCAGUCGGACACC